AUGGAAGUGCGACUGUCGAAUAUGGUCGCUGCGAAAGCGAUCAGCGAUGCAGUCAGGACGUCGCUUGGGCCCCGGGGUAUGGACAAAAUGAUCCAAACACCCAAGGGCGAACUCAUCAUCACGAAUGACGGCGCGACUAUUUUGAAAAGUAUCCAAGCUCUGCAUCCUGCUGCAAAAAUGCUCGUGGAUCUGUCGGCAGCUCAGGACGUCGAGGCCGGUGAUGGGACGACAUCUGUCGUCGUGCUGGCAGGUAGCUUCCUCGGAGCGGCAGAGAAAAUGCUGCAGAAGGGCAUGCAUCCCACCAUUAUCGCCGAAUCGUUCUUGAAGGCAUCUGCGAAGGCGGUGGAAUACCUCACAGAGAUCUCAACGCCCAUUGAUCUCAGCGACAAGUCAUCUCUUCUCCACGCUGCUACUACCUCCCUUAACUCAAAAAUUGUGUCGCAGUAUUCGUCUACCCUUGCGCCAAUAGCAGUUCAGGCAGUGCUCCGUCUCGUUACCCCGACCUCCUCGAAUGUUGACCUUCGCGACAUCCGCAUAGUCAAGAAGGUUGGCGGCACCAUUGAAGACACCGAGCUGGUAGAUGGUGUUGUCCUAAAUCAGAAUGUUGUUACUGCUGCGGGGGGACCAACACGGAUUGAGAAGGCAAAGAUUGGUAUCAUCCAAUUCCAGCUGAGUGCACCCAAGCCUGAUAUGGACAACACGGUAGUGAUCAACGACUACCGGCAAAUGGACAAGGUCAUCAAGGAAGGCAGGCAAUACCUUUUGAACAUUUGCAAGAAGAUCAAAAAGGCGAACUGCAACGUCCUGCUCAUUCAGAAGUCUAUUCUGCGUGACGCCGUCGAUGACACAUCGCUUACCUUCCUCAAGCGCUUGAACAUCCUCGUCAUCAAGGACGUCGAGCGCGAUGAGAUCGAGUUUCUCUCGAAGAGCUUAGGAUGCAAGCCUGUCGCGGAUAUCGAGGCAUUCACCGAGGACAAGCUCGGCUAUGCUGACUUGGUCGAGGAGACGAGCCACGCCGGUGCGAAGGUCGUGCGUGUCAUGGGUGUCAAGAAUCGCGGUCGCACGGUGAGCAUCCUUGCUAUGGGAAGCAACAACCUCGUGCUCGAGGAGUGCGAGCGCAGUCUGCACGACGCGCUAUGCGUUGUCCGCUGUCUCGUGAAGAAGCGAGCAUUGAUUGCGGGUGGUGGCGCGCCUGAGAUCCAUGUGUCUCGACUCCUGUCGCAAUAUGCCCAAUCGCUUAAGGGCAUGGAGGCGUACUGCUUCCAAGCCUAUGCCGAUGCUCUGGAAGUUAUUCCUACAACGCUUGCUGAGAACGCUGGUCUCAACCCGAUCGCAAUCGUCACCGAGCUUCGGAACAGGCACGCGAUGGGCGAGCGCAAUGCUGGUAUUAAUGUGCGCAAGGGUCUCAUCUCCAACAUCCUGGAAGAGGACGUUGUCCAGCCUCUAUUGGUGUCGACGAGCGCGGUGGAGCUGUCGACGGAGACGGUCUGUCUCUUGCUGAAAAUCGAUGACUAUGUCCAAGCACGAUAG
Molecule: messenger RNA, 1530 nt
Organism: Postia placenta MAD-698-R-SB12
Lineage: Eukaryota; Fungi; Basidiomycota; Agaricomycetes; Polyporales; Adustoporiaceae
Exons: 8
Coding region: 1-1530 (509 amino acids)
Biological process (GO): protein folding
Cellular component (GO): chaperonin-containing T-complex
Molecular function (GO): ATP hydrolysis activity; ATP binding; ATP-dependent protein folding chaperone
Source: RefSeq, a predicted model, not a curated record